UCAAUAAUAUUUUUCUACGGAUCAAAUGUUGAUCGUAAUUCAAUUUACAUUUCUAAUACUCUUCAAUGCUACAUUAAUUGUUUUCUGCACCGCUCGCGAAGGAAACGGGUAUUCGAGAGAAAGAUCAUCAUCCAAUAAGCGAUCGGAAUCCGAAAAGUCUCCAUCAUUUUCAAAAAAACGGCGAAGAGCUCGAGCACUGGAUCCGGAUGAAUUUAUUCCGCCGGUCGAGGGCCCCGAUGUUCAGAAAAUAGAUUCCGAGACUUCAAGAAAGUGCCACAGCAUCAAAGGAUUCAACGUGAAUAAGGAUGGAAGUGUCAGAAGACUCGAGGAUAACUCUAAAUAUGAGCACAAUAAGAGUUCUCGGCAGAAAAGAUCCGAAGCCGCUCCACUCGAAAAUUCGGAAGGGAAAUCGACAAAAUCUCGGAAAUUGUCGAGCCCAUCGAAAAAGUCGAACAAGAAGUCGAUAUCGAAAAAAUCGGAUCGCUCGAAGGUGUCGAAAGUCAAAAGAAGUCCCAAAACAGAUAAGGAACUGGAGAAGAAACCUUCAUCGAUUUAUGAGAGGAAAGACGUGGACGGACACGAUGACCUGAAAGGUUCCAAACAUGAGAAGCCGAAAACACUCCGAAAAUUCAAAAAACCGUGGAAAAGUUUGUUCAAAGUGAAGCGUCAAAAGCCGAGAAUUGAUAUUCACGUGAAAGAAAGAAGUGGAAUGUGGGCGUGACCACAUGGCAAACGUUUCCUUUUUGUUCGAUCAAUAAAUUUUCUAUUUA
Molecule: messenger RNA, 770 nt
Organism: Caenorhabditis elegans
Lineage: Eukaryota; Metazoa; Nematoda; Chromadorea; Rhabditida; Rhabditidae
Gene: T21C12.4
Exons: 5
Coding region: 26-721 (231 amino acids)
Source: RefSeq, marked reviewed